UCAUGAGAAGUUUGUGUGACCACCUCUCCUCAGCCAACCCAGGUGGCGGCCUCUGCCUUGAACAGUUCCAAAUGACUCAGAACCCCCUGGCCCAGAGGCCCCUCCACACUUCCUGUGUGGGGUUCAGAAACCCGCCUCCCCACCCUGCCUUAGGUGCCUGCUUCAGAAAAUGAAGUAGUAAGCUGACUACCUCUGCCAUCUUAGUAGAGUGAGCGUCCGGUGCGAGAAGGAUGAGGAGGAGCACUCUCUGGAGAGUUCUGGGCCUCUGCCUCCUAGCAGUUGGCGCUUGGGGGCAGAACGAUGAUGCAACACAGAAACCAUAUAAAGUCUCCAUCUCAGGAACCACGGUCAUGGUGACAUGCCCUUUGGAGUCUGAAUCUGACUCAGACACAAUAAAAUGGGAAAAAAAUGAUGUAGAAUUACAGAAUGAAAAUGAAAAACAAGUGGUACUAAGGUCAUUUUCGGAAACAGAGGACAAUGGCUAUUAUGUCUGCUACGACAGUAACUCGAAGAAGAACCAUUAUCUCUAUCUGAAAGCUAAAGUGUGUGAGAACUGCGUGGAGGUGGAUCUGAUGACCGUGGUCACAAUUAUCAUAGUCGACAUCUGUAUCACUCUGGGCUUGCUGAUGAUUGUUUAUUACUGGAGCAAGAAUAGGAAGGCCAAGUCCAAACCUGUGACACGAGGAGCCGGUACCGGUGGCAGGCCCAGGGGACAAAACAAGGAGAGGCCACCACCUGUUCCCAACCCAGACUAUGAGCCCAUCCGCAAAGGCCAGCGGGACCUGUAUUCUGGCCUGAAUCAGAGAGGAAUCUGACCACUCCCAGGAACUGCCUUUCACCCCUGGUCUGGCCCUUUGGGCCCUCUGCAAUUCCUUGUUCCCCGACAAGUCUGGGACCCCACGAGAGAAUUGUUCUUCAGCCUCAUGGUGAACUCACAUCCUACAGCCUGGUCCCCGAGUCCCUCCUUCCUGCCUUCUCUGCUGGUGCCUAGGUCUAAGACAUUGCUGCCUCACUGGCCCUCGAAGCAUCCUGGCUAGUCAAGCCCUCACACCAAACCUACCAUCUUUUCAGGAAGUGUAUUUCUGCUAUUCCUUCCCUGCCAACUUCUCCCUUUCCCCAUGGAUGUUAUUACUGCCUUUAGUUCCCUCCUUUCCUUGCAUAUAAAUUUUCCCUCAUCCCUAACAAUUCCAUAUAGCUUUCUGGUUUUCCAGCUGUCCUUUGCAACCUGCCCUGGGGAUGAACUCGGUAAAUGCUGACAGAGUACCUGCCCCAGAGCACAGAGUCAUCUGUGAGCCCCUCCCGGUCCUUACCUUAGGCCACUGGAUGGUUAUUUGCAUCGCUGUAAAUGCACUAGGCUCUCCUCCUGGCAAAGAAAGGCAAUAAAGUGUGUUUGGUU
Molecule: messenger RNA, 1396 nt
Organism: Castor canadensis (American beaver)
Lineage: Eukaryota; Metazoa; Chordata; Mammalia; Rodentia; Castoridae
Gene: Cd3e
Product: CD3 epsilon subunit of T-cell receptor complex
Biological process (GO): positive thymic T cell selection; cell surface receptor signaling pathway
Cellular component (GO): membrane; external side of plasma membrane; alpha-beta T cell receptor complex
Molecular function (GO): transmembrane signaling receptor activity
Source: RefSeq, a predicted model, not a curated record